AUGCAAGGAGAAUUUGAAAUGUCAAUGAUGGGAAAGCUUACAUUUUUUUUGGGAUUGCAAAUCAAACAAAUGCAUGAUGGAAUUUUCAUAAGUCAAAGCAAGUAUUGCAAUGAACUUCUGAAAAAGUUUGGUAUGGAAGGGUGUAAGGAGGUUGCCACACCUAUAUCAAACAAUUGCAAUCUUGACUUAGAUGAGAAAGGAAUUGCUGUUGAUAGUUCAAAGUAUAGAGGCAUUAUUGGAUCACUCUUGUACUUGACAGCAAGUAGGCCUGAUAUAAUGUUUGUUGUGUGCCUAUGUGCAAGAUUCCAAGCUAAUCCUAAAGAAUCUCAUAUGAAGAGUGUGAAGAGAAUCCUUAAGUAUUUGAAAGGUACAACCAAUGUGGGGUUGUGGUAUCCAAAGGGAGUCUCACUAAGUCUGAUAGGCUACUCAGAUUCAGACUAUGCUGGGUGUAGACUAGAUAGAAAGAGCACAAGUGGAACUUGUCACUUACUAGGUAGUGCACUUGUUUCAUGGCAUAGCAAAAAGCAAGCUUGUGUUGCUUUGAGUACAGCUGAGGCUGAGUAUAUAGCUGCUGGAAGUUGUUGUGCUCAAAUUCUUUGGAUGAAACAACAAUUAAGAGAUUAUGGAGUUGAGUUGAACAAAAUUCCUUUGAGGUGUGACAAUACUAGUGCAAUAAAUCUGACCAAGAAUCCAAUUUUGCACUCUAGGACAAAACAUAUUGAGAUAAGACACCACUUUUUUUAA
This is a messenger RNA of Cajanus cajan (pigeon pea), 744 nucleotides long. Lineage: Eukaryota; Viridiplantae; Streptophyta; Magnoliopsida; Fabales; Fabaceae. The record is from RefSeq and is a predicted model, not a curated record.